UUCUCAGGAGGAAAAAAUCCUAAGGAAAGGAUUUUCCAUAAAAGAUGUCAGUGACAGAAAAUUCCCUCUCCCAGAUUAAACCAGGACCUCCACCCACUCCCAUGUCCUGGGGGAUUCUUGUUCACUUGGGGACACCUUUAAUGACUGUGGGAGUCCCUGGUCAUUGGAAAUGCCUGGCUGUGGCCCUGUCAGACCUGGGGCACAGUGCACCCAGCUCCUCUGGGAAGGGCUGCAGCUGAAUUUUAGCAGUGGCACCCCAUGGGAUGGGGGAUAAGGAAGCAAAACUCAGCUGGCAGCACAGCAAAAAGGAAAACAAGGCAGGGCUCAAAGGAGAUUAAAGGCAGAGGGAGGGGGGAGAUCCCAGCUGGUGGCACAACAGCACGGGAUUAAACCUGGGAUGGCACAGAGCUGAUGCAGAGAGGGCAGGGAGGGGGUGUCCAGCCCCAGAUGUCAGGGAGCAAAAAUUCCUGAAGUUCGACCCAAUUCAAAGAUCAGCACUCAAAACUUGGUCCUGUCCCAGAUGAACAGCACAGGGUGAUGUGAGCUCUGAAACCAGUUUGAGAUUAUUUCCCUGUUCUGCUGGUACCUCCCAGCUGCUGCUGGAACCACACCAGUACAGAAGGGCUUCAUACUGGUGCAGCUCCCUCCCUCUUAGAGAUGACCAUCAUGGCAAUUUUUAUAAAUUUUACAUCCCUGCCAGAGUAAGGGGUUUUGUGGCUUUAAACACACCAAGAAUAAUGGCUAAUAUUUUUUCAUAGGCUUAAUUAAAUCGUUAAUUAAAUCUGUGCCAUCACUGAGUGUCAGACAGCCCAGAGGGUCCACAGCAAGAGAUAAAACAGAUUCAUGUGCAAGUUUUACUAUGGCUAUAAAUAAUUAGAGCUACUCUGCUCGUCCAUGUCUGUCAAAACUAAUUUGCCUCUUUGUGAGCUCUGUGGGAACAGCUGGACAUGGACUGGCCAUUUCAGGGCCCAGGGGACUUCCUGGACAUCCAUGGGUAGGCAAGCAGGACACAAGCGCUGCUGGAGAGCUCAGCCAGUCUGGGGCAUCAGCUCCAGGCCAGACAGACUGUUCUGCUGUGCCUCUAGACUCCAUCCAGAGGGGAAUGAUGAACCAGAAGGCCUGAGCAGGAGACCCUCAGUUUACUAGAAAGUAUUUGUGUUUAGAUGCCUUAAUCUGUGAGUUGAAGCCCACCAUUGCAUUUCCUUUAUUUCUAUUCUGCCUCAGACACUCUCUCCGUCACCAGGAUGGAUUUACUGGUGCCCAGUGCCCACAGACUGUGCCACUGGGGCCCAUGUGCGUGUUUGACAGAGUCACAGAACCAGUGAGGCUGGAAAAGAUCUCUGGGGUUGACUCCAACCUGUGGUGGAACCAGACCAUGGCCCUGAGUGCUGUGUCCAGUCUUUCCUUAAUGCCUCCAGGGAUGGAGACUUCACCACCUACUGCAGGGGAAAAGAGCCAUUCCUCUCCCAUAGUCCUCAAAUCUCCUGCUUUAGGGAGGAUUUUAAAGGAACUUCCAGUGCAGAUCUCGUAUCCCACACAGGGCUGUAAAUAAACACCUCUAUCUCCAUUUCCCACCCAUUUCCAGACCCCUGAAAAGUGACUCCAGAGGAGAAUAAAGGACAAACCUGUACAAAGCAGGCCUGGGUGGGAGCUGGCUGGAGCUGGGGAUGCCACAAAGCCCACACAAGACCUUCCCUUAGCACAUCCAUCCUUCCAGUUUUGACUUCAUGGCCUAUUCUUAGCACAGCUAAAGGUCCAGCACUUUCAGAGCAUCAUGAGGAAGAAGCCCCAGCCUUGCCACCCAUGACCCAAACAGCAAAUUGGGGUGUUAGAUUCACCCAGAGCCCUCUUCCCAAACCCAUGGUGUCACAGCAGCCAAACCUGCUGCUCUCCCCACGGUGACUCACGAGCUGCCAGACCCUUCCUGAGUUCCUGGGGCUGGAAUUACAGCUGUUCCCCUGGCCCCCCUCCCUUCCUCCUUGUCCAAUGUGUCAUAUUAAAGGGUGAUCGGCUUACACAUGCUGCACUAUGGAUUCCCUAAGCCCUGCAGGGCUGUGUCUAUAUAUAAAGCUGGAAGCUGAAGUGCACAGACAGCUGGGAGCAUAGCAAGGUUUCACAUUCCCAGUGUGCCAGCGGUCUGGAAGCCCGUGAAGCUGUGAGCUCUGCUUUCUUUACUCAGGUUUAGGUACAGCCACCAAUAUUUAUCCAUAAAAGAAGGAUUGGGGCAAAGAACGAGCGGUAUUUCGCCACCAUGGGUUUGCCUCUUGAUCAAGUGGAGGAAUUGCGUCUCUACCAGCAAACUCUUCUCCAGGAUGGGCUCAAAGACAUGUUGGACCACAAUAAGUUUCUGGACUGUGUCUUAAAAGUGAAAGGGAAGGAGUUUCCCUGCCACCGGCUGGUGCUGGCAGCCUGCAGCCCCUACUUCCGGGCCAUGUUCCUCUCAGACAUGGAAGAGAGCAAGAAGAGGGAGGUCAGCCUGGAAGAUGUCGACCCAGAUGUCAUGGGCAAGAUCCUGCACUACAUCUACACCUCCGAGCUGGAGAUCACAGAGCAGAACGUGCAGGACAUCUUCUCCGUGGCCAACAUGUUCCAGAUCCCCUCCAUCUUCACCGUGUGUGUGUCCUUCCUGCAGAAGAGGCUGUGCCUCAGCAACUGCCUGGCCAUCUUCCGGCUGGGGCUGAUGCUGGACUGCGCCCGGCUGGCCGUGGCCGCCCGCGACUUCAUCUGCGACCGCUUCGCGCUGGUCUCCCGCGACGAGGAGUUCUACCAGCUCUCCCCCGACGAGCUGAUCGCCGUCAUCUCCAGCGACUCCCUCAAUGUGGAGAAGGAGGAGAGCGUCUUCGAGGUGGUGAUGAAGUGGGCGGGGGCCAAGGAGCGCGAGAGCCGGCAGAAGGCCCUGCCCGUCAUCUUCGAGAGCAUCCGCUUCCGCCUCAUGCCCGGCGACUUCAUCAGGGAGCACGUGGAGAAGCACGCCCUGGUCAAGUCCAGCCCCGAGCUGCUCAAGAAGCUGCAGAUGGUGAAGGACGCCCAGAAAGGCAAGUUCACCGUGGUGAAGAAGAAGAAAGUGAAGAAGAGCAGCGAGAAUCAGGCGAAGGAGGAUGUUGUCAAUGGAGCGGUGGACGAAGGGGAGGACACGGAGGAGGAUGCUCUCCCUGGGAUCUUGAAUGACACCAUGCGCUUUGGGAUGUUCCUCCAGGACCUUAUUUUCAUGGUGAGCGACAGUGGAGCUGUGGCCUAUGACCCCAAUGCCAACGAGUGCUAUUUUGCCUCCCUGUCUACUCAAAUCCCGAAGAACCAUGUCAGUCUGGUGACCAAAGAGAAUCAGAUCUUCAUUGUCGGAGGACUGUACUACAACGAGGACAACAAAGAGGAUCCCAUGAGCUCCUACUUCCUACAGUACGACCACCUGGAUGCAGACUGGCUGGGGAUGCCCCCCCUGCCCUCCCCUCGCUGCCUCUUUGGCCUGGGGGAGGCAGAAAACUCAAUUUUUGUGGUUGGAGGGAAGGAGCUGAAGGAGGGAGAGAAGACCUUGGAUUCAGUGCUGUGCUACGACCGCCUGUCCUUCAAGUGGGGUGAGGCUGAUCCCCUUCCCUACUCAGUCUAUGGCCACGCAGUGGUAUCACACAAGGAUCUUGUCUACGUCAUUGGGGGCAAAGGAAGUGACAAGAAGUGCCUGAAGAAGAUGUGUGUCUACAACCCAGCCAAGUUUGAGUGGAAGGAAAUGGCUCCCAUGAAAACUGCCCGCUCCCUGUUUGGGGCCACCGUGCACAAGGACAAAAUCUACGUGGCAGCUGGUGUCACUGACUCUGGUUUGACCAACUCUGUGGAGGUCUAUGACAUUGCCACCAACAAGUGGGACACCUUCCCUGAGUUCCCCCAGGAGCGCAGCUCUGCCAGCCUGGUCAGCCUCUCUGGGGUGCUCUACCUGCUCGGGGGCUUCGCCACGGUGGAGACCGAGUCGGGAGAGCUGGUGCCAACGGAGCUCAACGACGUCUGGAGGUACGACGAGGAGCAGAAGAAGUGGGAAGGGGUUCUGCGGGAGAUCCAGUACGCCUCCGGCGCCACGUUCCUGCCCGUGCGCCUCAACGUCCUGCGCCUCACCAAGAUGUGAUCAGGAGAGAUUGCUCCUCUUUCCACGGGCUGCUGGGGCAAGGAGGGGUGGGGAGGUGCUUCUCAGAGAUGGGGCAUCGAGACACUGCCCAGGACAUUGCAUCUGUGAUUGGUAACUUUUUGGAUAAGUGGGAAAGAGGGGAGAGUGUCUGGAAAACCUCCUGGGAAACUGAAGUGGCUCACAAGGUAAUUAAAGAGGGGAUCUGGAGCCUGCAAGGAGCUGAGGAAGGCUGAGAAGCACAGAAAAAAUAGUUAUUCAGUCUCAGGAGAAGGGACAAAUAGAUUAUACAUUUUUUAGCUUAUUUAUUCAUGUUUUUCCCCAUCUUUUCAACUGCUGUUGGACCCCUCCAACAAACAGCAGAUGCAGAAAGUGAUGACUAAGAUGACAUUCCCCAGGGAAAGGCAUCCACAGAGUAUUUCCCAGCCUAAGGUGUCUAUGACCACAGUGUUCCUUGGAGAGGAGAAGGAGGGGUUAAAGUCAAGUGGCACAGGAGAGACCUGAUGAAUUCCUGAGUGAAGAGGGUUGCUGGGAUGAGACAGGCAAAAGAUCAUGUGAGCAGCAGAAGCACUUUGGGAGUUGUGAUAAAAAGCAAAUAAUCUCAGUUCUUCGCCUGCAGCUUGACUUUGGAGUGAUGAGAGGCCAGGAGCUGAGUCUGAGGAAAGGAGAAGUUAUGGAAGUUGUAGGGUGGGAAGGGAGGAGGGAUGGACAGAGGAUGCCAUGUGUGGUCACUUCCAGCCUUUUGGGCUCCUCAUCUUCAAUCACAGAUCACAAUGUCCUCACCUAUGGACGGACAAAUGCUAGUUUUUGGUUUUUAGGGAAAGGUUUUAUAUUUUUGUUGUUUUCUUAUUUUUCAUGUUCAGAUUUUUUUUUAAAGAGUAUUUUACUUUGCUAAGAUCUCAGAUGUGUUUGGCUCAAAGAGAGCUUCUGACUGAGGAAAAAUGCAUAUUUAUUUAAAAGUUGUCAAUAAUGAAGAUUUGAUAGAGACAUGACUGUACUGGCAGCAGGAAAAAAGAUCUGUUAGGGCAAAAAUCUCCUGAUGCCCACACCAUCUGACCAGUGACUUAUUUAAAAAUAAAUGAUUAAAUGAAAUAAAUAAUUUCCAAAAGAAAUCCCCUGUGUCUGCACGUUGAUAAAGCUGAAACUGAUCCUUCACAGCAACCAAAGACAAGGACGGAGCACAAGUUGUGAUGGACACAUGCAGCAAAACAGCCCCAUGGAGAGCCCCAUCUUUUCUUAUUUUCCCCCAUUUGAGAGCUGAAAUUUUAGGAUCUGUGUCCUUACAGCUCUUCCCUAUGGAUGUCUCAACCAGGAGUUUACCCAGGACUAGAAGGAAGCUGGAUGCUUGCACUGACAGGGUGAGAGGAAAUGGCCUCAAACUGUGCCAGGGGAGGUUUAG
Molecule: messenger RNA, 5507 nt
Organism: Zonotrichia albicollis (white-throated sparrow)
Lineage: Eukaryota; Metazoa; Chordata; Aves; Passeriformes; Passerellidae
Gene: KLHL40
Product: kelch like family member 40
Biological process (GO): negative regulation of proteasomal ubiquitin-dependent protein catabolic process; negative regulation of protein ubiquitination; skeletal muscle fiber development
Cellular component (GO): I band; A band
Molecular function (GO): protein binding
Source: RefSeq, a predicted model, not a curated record